AUGGGUACAAGGCCCGGUCCGGUGGGCAUUUAUGCCUUGUACCACCUCACCUUCCUGCCCUUCAGGUUCCGAGGGUACCGAGUAAAGAGUAGGUUGACCUUUCAACUUCUCGCCUUCAUUGUGCAACUCCAACGACUCAGACGAAGCAGUUACCUAAAAUCAAGCAUUGCGAGUCUCUUGCUGGUCCGCUCGACUAAUAACGAAGAAACCCCCGCGACUACUCAACCUCUCGAACCGUCGCAUGCCAUGGACAAGUGGGUUGUCAGAACGGCUCGCCCGCCCAAAAACCCGGCCGUAGAAGAGAUCCUGCCUUCGUCGUCACCUCGAUCCUCUUCCCCGGCGCAGCGCCCGCGUCGUGCGCCCGCCACCUACACCCUCGAAGAACCGACGCUCCUACCCCCGGACGACUCGACCGCGUACAUAAUAGACCAGGAGAUGCAGGCGCGCCCGGGGGUUGCGUCGGACGGAAAGAUGUUCCCGCUGUGUCGCGGGUACUGGAUCGGGUGGCGGGACCUGGCAGGCGCGAGCAUCUUCGUGCCGGCGGACCGUGUGCUGGAUUACGUGUCUCCCUACACGCUUGAGCAGUUCGAAUACGUCCAGUGGAAAGCGCUCCGCGAGGAGCGCCGAGCUGAAGAGGAAGAGGAGAGGUACCUGAAUCUGAAUGGGAACGGGCCCGCGCAGACGACGAAGGCGGCGGGCGUUCCCAAGGUCCUCGCGACAGGAGGAGGAAAAGGCGGCGCCAGGCGUCCCGGGCGUCCUCCGAAGCAUGGGCCCGGACCGUCGAGAAAGGAGGCCGAGGCGAUCCCCGUCGACGAUGCGGCGAUCGAAGAGGAGAUUAGGAAACGGUCCAAAGACCAGCCGAGGGAGGUGGGGCCAUCCCUCUCGACCCCGCAGAAACCGCGCAUGCUCGCGCUGGCGGCUUCGGCUGCGGCGGCGAGCGGCGAAAGCGAGGACGCUGCUCUGUACAAGCAGUUGUAUGGGGAGACGCCGUCCGAGGCCUCUUUAUACGAGUCCGAGGACGAGCCCCGAGGAAGCGCCUUCGGAGCUCCUCGCCUAUCAAGGGCUCACCUCCCCGGCGGCGUCCGGCCAGCCCUGAUGAGCCACCUACGCCUACGCCGAAACCUACCCGUACUGCUGCGCCGCCUCCUCCUCGGCAACCCUACGACUAGCGCUACCCCUUCCGGCAGACAUCGCGCCAGCGCCAAGGCCACCCCGUCCACCUCGCGCAAGCGCCGCGCCGAUCAGCGAACGACUCCUCCAUCCGCGCCCACCUCCAAGCCCCAACAUUCACCCGCAAAGAGCACGCAGCCGGCUAGUACCGUUUACGCUGAACCCCCGCCAGAACCCUCCGACGUGCAGUACGAAGUAAAACGGAUUGAAGGCGUCGAGGACUUUGUCGUCAACGGCCGCGUGGUGCCCUACUACCUCGUCCGCUGGGAGGGCGACUGGCCGCCUGAGCAGAACCCCACCUGGGAACCUGAGGAGAACCUGCCGCCCACGCUCGUGCGCAAAUUCCUCAGCAAGAACAGUACUCCCCGCGCCCAUGGCGGCGAGAGUCGGAACCGCACCCCGAACCGCAGCCGUAAUCAGAAGCACGGUCGGCCCCCGCCUAGCGCCUGGCCCGAACGGAGGUACUCGAGCGUCACCGAAGUCUUUGAGGAUCCCAUCGACAUCAUCACUCCCGCUGUCGUCGCCCCCGUGGUGGGCGGAACUGGUCUUGCUGACUCGAGCGAGGAGGAUUCGGCAUCCGAGGACGAAGAGAUGUUUCAAGUCACCGAGCGCCCUGCGGGAGGUUCUUCGUCGUCUACUCGCGAACCAUCCGGUAGCCGCUCCGGGCCCUUUAUACCCCGGUUCGGCAUCUUUUGA
Molecule: messenger RNA, 1866 nt
Organism: Parascedosporium putredinis
Lineage: Eukaryota; Fungi; Ascomycota; Sordariomycetes; Microascales; Microascaceae
Source: the annotation of a GenBank genome assembly